This is a messenger RNA of Strongylus vulgaris, 547 nucleotides long. The record is from the annotation of a GenBank genome assembly. NCBI's taxonomy places the organism in Eukaryota, Metazoa, Nematoda, Chromadorea, Rhabditida, Strongylidae.
AAACAUGUUACAAAACGUUGCUCACCAAUUUUGGAGAGCAGGACCACUCAGUGUGGCCAUACGUAAACUAUACAAAACAAUAAAUCUAUUAUAGCGUGAACUGCGUAUCCUCAAUGAACUUAAGAAAAACAAAUGUCCAUAUUCUCCUGUCGUUCUUGACAGCGGUCGUGUUGCUGAUCUGCCAUUUAUAGUAAUGAAUCUUUUGGAUCGUAAUCUCGAAAAACUACGAGAGCAAGUAACAUCCUUCAAACCGUCAACUGCUUAUUAUAUUGCUCACGAAGCAAUUUCAGCUAUUGCGUUUCUCCAUUCCUGCAAAUAUGUUCAUCGUGAUAUAAAGCUUACAAACUUCUGUAUUGGAGCAGGUCCAUUAGCAACACGCAUAUUCUUGAUCGAUUAUGGUGACACUGUAAAGCCGGGCAAAAAAAUAAGAUAUGGAACUCCUGACGCUUACACUUUACCUUACUGGAGCUUGGAUGCGCACAAACGUCUUGCCGCUCGCGAAAAGGGGGAUGCUGAAUCAUGGUUCUAUAUGCUAAUCGAUCUGUGA